CUCCGAGAUUUGGCAAUAUCCGGCGUGUUCUCGGUGAAUUGGUGACAUUAAUUCAAUGGAAUCUGGAUGUUCAGUGUUAUAUACACACACACACAUUUUAUGUAUUUCUUUUCAGAGACUUGCUGACCUUUUCUUUACAUCGCACUCGUGUUGUGCAUUGUUUGUUCGCUGUAACUGUCUCACCCGCUCCUUAUGGACAUCUGUGAACAAAAUAUCUUCAUAGCUCAUCGGAUUCCUCCCGGAUAAAUGAAGAUUCUAAUUCUGCUGUGAUGAUUGCAAUCCGCGGGGAAGGGCGUUAUAAAGGUGAACCGGGGAGCUGUCACCGCUCGGCGGCAGGGGUUACGUCACUAAGCCGGUACCGCUGUGAACUGUAUUCAAAUCUGGGGUUCAGUCCCUCGCCUUGUGAAUACAGUUCACCGGAGUUUCCACGGGCAAGCGAGUCGAUGGACGGACGCCUCAUCACAAACGACCGCACUCAACGAGAAGACACCGCCCUGCCACCCCCAUCGCGUUCGGUGGUUCGCUUCACGUGGCAACAACAAUAACAACAACAAAAAUUCCAACCACGUCAGUGCGACGAUAAAUCUGUACGGGCGGCGAUGGCAAGUGCAGUGAACCCCCCCCCACCGCCCCAGUGUGAAUGUGUCGGCUACUUGCAGGGGGUGAUCGCAGAAGCAGAACUGUGACAUCACCUCCUUGAGCGGACCGUUUCUACAAACGCAGGCUACAACGCGCUGCUUUGCGAGAGAUCCCAACGACCAGCGUCAGUGAAUAUAACGCCGCGAAUAAUUGUUUGAGUUUUUUUUUGUUUUAUACGAUCACCAAACCGUUGGACGUGGCCUGCAGGGUGGGUGGGCGCUCACGCGGGGAGGGGAGAGGUGGUGCAGUCGCUGUCCGCCGACGUGGGGGUGCUGAAGACUCGACCGAGCGGGCCACACGGAGCGAACGCGGGUGACUGUCGGUCAAGCCGUCAGAACCGUGGGCCCAGCGGCAACACCUUCAGCGUUACGCGUUGCAGUCACGAGGCCGGUGUUUUGUCAGGCGAGAGGGAGCGGCCGCGAGGCGGCGAGCGCAGGGAGAUGGAGGCUGAAGGAUUCUGAUUUGGGGCUGAGCGGAGGCGCAGCCGCGAGCUGGGCACACAUGCAGGCCAGUCCCGCGGCCGUGGCAGGGGCCGAGGCCGGAGCCGGGGUGGUGCUGCGCGCCCCGAGGGACGCGCAGGAGACGGUGCGGGCCUCCCUCAUCCUCGCCUCCGUCAAGGAGCAGGAGCUGCAGUUCGAGCGGCUGACGCGUGAGCUGGAGGCGGAGCACCACAGCGUGGCCACGCAGCUCCAGCGCUGCCGUCUCGGGUCGGAGGCCGGCAGCGCGAGCAGCGUCAGUUCCAAUGAAGAGGCUUUCCACUGGCGGUCGACAGCCGCGCCCGCGGGCCGCCCCUACGGUUCCCCGCGCGCCGCCUCGUUCGCCGAGACGGGAGCCAGCGACAGGGGUUCGGGGACAUCCAGGGGCCCCGCCGUUACCCGCUCGCUCACCAGCGGCGGCGGCGCCUGUCCAGACGCGGCCGAUUUUUCGCUUGCACGGUGCGGCUCCCGGGACUCCGGGACAGUGGGGGACCGGGGCGACGCUGCCACCGGCGGUGACGACGGAACGAGCGGCCGCUACGGUAACAACAACGGCGGCGGCGGUGGCGCCGAGGCGACUGCCGACGUCGGAGGCUUCUGCGGCCGCAAGGGAGGCGUGAGCGGAGGCGCCGUUCCACCGGGGGCAUGGCACCUCCCCGGCGGCUGGAGGCACAGCCGGGCAACAUCAGACAAUGCGGUGGGGCGACCGAAUGACCUCGAAUCCACGGAGCCGUCGCCGCCGCCGCCGCCGCCACCGCGCCCUUUCCCAGCGUCACGCUCCAGCGCCUUCUGCUCGCCCUCUUCCCGCCGGGCAACCCACGCGUCGCCCCCGGGGGCCAGAGUCCCUCCCUUCUCCGCCGACGGCCCCGCGACCCGCUCGUCACCGGGCGCCAUCGCCGACUCGGCGCCUCAACAGCGGCCGCCGGAGAAUCCGGAGAACAGCCUCGCCGGAAUGAGGUUUGCCGUAACCAGGAGAAGCAGCCUGGGGAAGGAGGAGUCGAUCUUCGGCCUCACCGGCAAGUACCUCUGCAGGGAGUCUCUGCUCGGCAAGCGGGUGAGCCUCCCUGGUGGCGAAGUUCCGUCGCGAGAGAGCGACUGCACCUACGGGGACGGCCCAGCCGCCGGCGCGCAGACGUCGCCUUUUAAGAACAGCAAAAGCUCCGCCGCUCUGCCCGAGCUGCCCGGGGCGUACGGCUGGGCGGCGUCACCGCGGCGGGCGAGCUCCUCCUACGACAAGGACAGCUCGCGAGGAUUCGUCUCCCGCCCGGCCACCCCUCCAGAAGCGUCGCGAGCGGGCGCUGCGUUCUACUCGGACGUCGCAUCCGUGAGCCCCCUCCGCAGCUCCUAUGCCGACUCGUCCACCCGCCACCGCCCGCCCGACGGCAGGGAGCGGUACAGUCUGGACCAGGGCUACGGAGCGGAGCCCGGCAAGGGGUAUGGCCACCUGGGGAGCGAUUGGCGUGGCGUGCGUGCAGAGCGGAGCUGUCAGAGUGACUCACUGUCUCUGCAAUGCACUGCCGACCACCUGGGCUACGGGGAGCAGAGUCCCUUUAAUGAUGCGGGCGAGCAGAGCCGGGAGCGGCAAACGACUCCUGACAGGUGGCUGCCCAGGGACCGAUAUGGCCACGAGUCCGCAGAGGCGUUCGCCGAGCCCGCGGGCAGCUCGCCGUACCCGCCGUACCCGCCCUCGCCGAGCGAGCAGCUCGCGAGGGUGGCCAGGGGCGACGGCUACGGCCACGGCGGGGAAGAAAGUCCGCCGGCGGGCCCGGAGCGGCAGUGGCAAUCGAGCGGACGACGUUACAGCCAGCAGACGGAGGGACCUUACGACGACCCCGUGGCACGCGUGCGGCCCGCCCUCGGCGCGUACGUGGACGGCCAGUCGGAGCGGCGCUGCUCCACGCUCAACCGAGCUUGGAGCGGCAGCCGACACAGCGUCAGCCUGUACGGCCAGGGCGGCUACGCGGACGCGUGUGCGCAGCGGGACGAUCGACAGAGCGCGGCGCACCGCUCCCCGCACGACGCCCCCCGCUCGUCCGGCAGGAGGCUGAGCCAUCAGGAGGUCGCGCUCGGCGGGUCGAUGAGCCGGGAGGCGGAGAACGGGCGGGUCGGCACGAGCCGCCACGGCCGCGGGGAGGCGUUCUCACACGCGUGGCCGAGCGGGCGCAGGGGCAGCCUGCAGCCGGGGGGAGCCGCGUACGACGACGACGACGAGCCGGGGGACACUCGGGGCUCCCCGCUGACGUGGCGAGCGUCUCACUGCCUGUACGAGCGGCGCGGGGCCCAGUUCCUGGGGCAGCUCGCAGAUGGGCAAGGAAGCUUCGAUGGCUGGGGAGACGCAACAGCGUGCAGGGCAGACCUUCCCACACCACCGGCGCCACAGCAACAGCAUCAUCAUCAUCAGCAGCAGCAUCAUCAUCAGCAGCAGCAUUAUCAUCAUCAGCAGCAGCAGCUGAUGGACGGCGGAGGCACCCAUGGUUACGCCAGCCCCAUGCCAGCGUCCUCGCCGCCCGGCAGCCCCGGAUACCCAAGCAGCGCGAGUGAGGGCGACCUCACCCCUCCGGCGAUUGGCUCAUUCGCACCGCGUGCAUUGCGCCCUUCAGUUCCAUGCAAGCAGCCGGGGAGCCGGCAGGCCAGCCCGCCGGCACACCCGCUCUACCAGGCACGCGGCUACACCACGGACGCGCCGGCCUACGGGACGCCGGGGGACGUCUACUCGUCGCGCCAGCAAUACGCGGCGCGCCCCGCCGAUCCCUACGGCCCCCCAGCACACGGCGGCGCGAGGCCGCCCCCGCGGCCCGACACCCCCUCGGGUUUCGCGAGCCGACGCGCGGAGUCCGGCGGCGGCGGCGGCGGCAGUCGCCAGGGCUCCCCCGUCGCGGACGCGAGGAGGGCGUACGCGGUCUCCGACGGGCCCUACGGCGCGUCGCUGGGCCGGGGCGGCCACGACGAGGCGGCGUUCCGGACGGAGUACGCCGACCCCGAAGAUCGAGCGGGCGACGGGGACGACGCCUUCCGGUGGCCCCCGGCCGGGCCUCCCGCCCAGCUGGACGCGAUUUACGCUCGGGCGGGGACGGCGUUCGUGCCGUGCGAGAGAGAGAGCGGCACCCCCAGGGAGACGGCGUGGAGAGACCCUGACCUGCCGGAGGUCAUCCAGAUGCUGCAGCACGAGUUCCCCUCCGUGCAGACCAACGCCGCCGCGUACCUGCAGCACGUGUGCUACGGGGACGACGGCAUCAAGGCGGAGGUUCGCCGUCUGGGCGGCGUGCAGCUGCUGGUGGACCUGCUGGACCACCGCGCGCGCGACGUUCGCCGCGCCGCCUGCGGCGCCCUGCGCAACCUGGUCUUCGGCCGCGCCAACGACGACAACAAGCUGGCAGCACGUAGCUGCGCCGCCGUCGCGGCCCUGGCCCGCCUCCUGCGCCGCGCCACCGACGCCGAGACCCGCGAGCUCGCCACCGGGGUGCUGUGGAACUUGUCAUCCUGCGACUCCCUGAAGAUGACGAUCAUCCAGGACGCGCUCACGGUGCUCACUAACACGGUGCUCGUGCCCCAGGACAUGGACAGUCUCAAGGAGAUGGGGAUCGACAGCCAAAUCCUGGCCAACACCACGGGCUGCCUGCGCAACGUGAGCUCCGCGGGCGAGGAGGCGCGCCGGAGGAUGCGCGAGUGCGACGGCCUCCUCGAGUCGCUGCUGUCCAUGGUGCGCGCGGCCCUGGGCUCCAGCAGCAUCAACGGCAAGGUGGUUGAGAACGCGGUGUGCGUGAUGCGGAACCUCUCGUACCGCCUGGAGGCCGAGACGCGGCAGGGGCAGCAGCUGCGGGCGUCUUGGCGCGGCGACGCCGCGGGGGCCGGGAUGACCUCGUCGCGAGACGAGAACGGGAGCUGCUGGGGAAAGCGUGCACGGAGGAAGCACUUGGACCUCGAGUGGGACGGCUCGGGGCCACUGCCGGACUGGGCCGAGCCACCGCGCGGAGUGGAGCUGCUGUGGCACCCGUCCGUGGUGAAGCCCUACCUGGCGCUGCUGGCACAGUGCUCCAACCCCGACACGCUGGAGGGGGCGGCUGGCGCUCUCCAAAACCUGGCAGCCGGAUCCUGGAAGUGGGCUGCGUACGUGCGCUCCGCGGUGCGCAAGGAGAAGGGGCUGCCCAUCCUGGUGGAGCUGCUGCGCGUGCAGAGCGAGCGCGUCGUCUGCGCCGUGGCCACCGCCCUGCGCAACAUGGCCCUGGACGCGCGCAACAAGGAGCUCAUCGGCAAGUACGCGCUGCGAGACCUGGUGCAGCGACUGCCGCCACCCCCGGGGGCCGUGACGGCGGUGCCGGGAGACGGCACCGACGUCUCGGCGUGCGACGUGAGCACGGCGGCCGUGUGCUGCACCCUGCAUGAGGUGGUGAACAAGAACGCGGAGAACGCCAGGGCCCUGCGCGACGCCGGAGGCAUCGAGAGGCUCGUCGGAGUGACCCGCGCCAAGGCCGGCAGGCACUCGCCGAAGGUGGUGCGUGCGGCGGCGCAGGUGCUGAGCCUGCUGUGGCAGCACCGCGAGCUGCGGGGCCUCUACAAGAAGGAUGGCUGGGUUCAGGGUGACUUCACCCCACCGGUGUCGUCCUCCGACUGGGACAAGGUGAAAUUGUACGAGACUCCCUCGUCUUCGCCGGCGAACAGGAGAGCCUCGCCGACCGCCCAGUCAGUUGGGAGCAUCGCGUCCUCUCGCGAGCUCCUCAAGACGGAGGAGAGGAGGUCCCAGGAGUCGGAAAAGAAGAGAAGCAUCUCCACGUCGCGUUACGACGUCGCUCAGACAGGGAAUGCCGUGCACGGUGGCGCCAAUGGAGGUAGGAGCCAUUCCACAUCCCGACUCCCCUCGACGACUUCGUACAAGUCGACCUCCAUGCGGACAGCCACGGAAAACAGCGCUCCACAGCUGCCGCCUCCGCCCGCGCCGCCCGUCGCGCCGGGGCUCCGCGACUCCCCGCAGCGCGGGCACGGCGGCGGCGGCGGCGUCGUGGGCCACGCGCACCGCCCCGCCCGCCGGGACGCCAGGCCGGAGAGACGCGUCGACCGCUACCCGGCGGCGCAGCCUUCCUGCGGCACGUCCCCGUACGAGGCCGGCCACGUUCAGCACUCGCCCGACUCGUGGGUGUGAAGGCGGCGGCCUCGCGACGUCGCCCUGCGGGCGCCUCUCGCCCGGUGGGCCCCCGCGGUUGCCCCGCGGGGCUCGCUGCCGCUGCCGCGAAGGGGACGCAUCGGAACGCGUGGCGGAGGCCACGGUGGGAGGGUUGCGGGAGUUGUCCGCCCCGGUUAAGAGGUCGACUCCUGGUCGUGUCGCAGGCGGACACGCACCGUGCACCAAAAUACGGCGAGCCGCCGACAGGACGGUGUCCUUGAGGACGGAUUUGUCUGGAGUCCCUUGUUAAACCGUCAACGUUGAAGGAUGUCCCACGUUUGAAUGUGUGUACGUGUGUCUUAGUAAUCGGAGGUGAAUAUGUAUACGAUGCCGACCGCGGGCUGCUUGGCUCUCGGGACGUCCGAGCUGUGCGCUACGGCAAGCCUUGGGUUCCAGGAUGAGCGUCGGUUGGCGCUGUGCCGUCGAGGGUGGCUGGCGGGUUGGGUCGGGGCUUGGGGGGGUUAGGGUUGCGUGUGGGGCUGUUUGCGACGAGGACCAUCCACUCGUGAAAGAUCACUCGGCAGUGCGGCUUAGGCACUGGUAAUCUAUGCACGACGAUGCACAGUCGGUGUGCACUGGACGUGCCAACGCGUCGCAGUGCGCGCUACGUGCCAGCUGUACUCGCACAGGUGGCAUUUAUUCCCCCUGAUUUUACUUCCCCAUUCGAAGGCGCUCGGGACGAUGUCCUCCUUCCUUCGCAGUUUAGCCUGCAGUCAUGGGAGCAGCGAUAACCACGGUUAUCUCCUGAACUGCCAUUCUGGACUAAUACAAAAAAACCGAUCACAGUCAUUUUAUGUUUCGGACAUCUAUAGAAAGCUAUUACGCAGUAAUGCAGCUUGCCAAUCGCAGCGCUGUACUUUAUUGUAAUUUUAAAUAAAGACUUGUGACUGAAAUAGUGGAGACUUUAAAUGUUCUUAGACUGAUCUACAUCCGUGAGCAAAGAUAACUAUGUAACUGUCUUAAAUCUCAUUCUUCUUAUAAUCUGCAUUUAUUCUGUACUCGUUGAGGCCUUUUUGGAAAACAAAAAAAAACUUCAGGAACUGCAUUUAGCAGUGGAGUCAAAACACAGGCCGGAGGUCCGGCGACUUGCCACGGUCAUCAUUUAACAAACAUCUGCCUCCGAGCUGUCGAAUUUGCGCUCUUAUAACGAAUUCGUUUUACGGCGGUGUUUGUUGACAAACAUAUCCAGCCUGUGUUUUACCCUCAGAAAUGUAUGCAGCCAAAGUGGUACCAUAAAAAAUGGAGCCUCAACAGUGUUGUACAGUGCUUUGAUCAUGUCACCAAUCAAGCAACGGUGUUGUACAUUGUCACGGCUAAUGGGUACACUAUUGUGCAUGACCCUCUGCCUUGCAUAUCAUAAAGCAUCGGUGUGGCCCGCCUUGACGUGGGUCUGUAGAGUGCACACUGCUCGGUUAUCAUUUAAAUUGGCUGAACAGACUGUAAUUAAAUAUAUUCCAAAAUUAUCUAAUUGAAGUGAACUUAGUGCCGUGUCAUGAGAAUCCGUUUAGAUGUUUAGCCGCUGCCAUCCGUCGUGGUGUUAAUUCUGACAAACCGUGAAUGCAUGCUCUUUUACCAGCGGGCAUAAUUUCGUCGUGUUUGUGUGCGGUUCAAUGCGUCCGCGUCUCGAGCGUGCCAUCCCGGGCGGCGGCAAGUCUGUCAAAGUGCUCCCGCCCCGCGACGCCACGGCAGGGCACGGCGUUCCACUCUGGACGGAAGCUGUACCUGCGGCGCUCUUGUCUGGAUGAUUCCAAUAACACUUUGAAAUGCCU
Messenger RNA from Petromyzon marinus (sea lamprey), 8042 nucleotides. RefSeq lists its product as uncharacterized. Gene Ontology annotation, biological process: cell-cell adhesion; dendritic spine morphogenesis. Gene Ontology annotation, cellular component: plasma membrane; postsynaptic density; adherens junction. The record is from RefSeq and is a predicted model, not a curated record. NCBI's taxonomy places the organism in Eukaryota, Metazoa, Chordata, Hyperoartia, Petromyzontiformes, Petromyzontidae. Gene Ontology annotation, molecular function: protein binding.